This is a messenger RNA of Mycena indigotica, 771 nucleotides long. RefSeq names its product tRNA (guanine-N(7)-)-methyltransferase. Gene Ontology annotation, molecular function: tRNA (guanine(46)-N7)-methyltransferase activity. The coding region runs from base 1 to 771 and encodes 256 amino acids. Gene Ontology annotation, cellular component: tRNA methyltransferase complex. The transcript has 3 exons. NCBI's taxonomy places the organism in Eukaryota, Fungi, Basidiomycota, Agaricomycetes, Agaricales, Mycenaceae. Gene Ontology annotation, biological process: tRNA methylation; RNA (guanine-N7)-methylation. The record is from RefSeq and is a predicted model, not a curated record.
AUGACGGGAGGUUUUUAUCGUUUCGCCAUGAACAAGCGAAAACGGGAAGAUACAGACCGACUCCUUCCCCAAAAAAAGCACUAUCGGCAACGAGCCCAUGCAAAUCCAUUCUCUGACCAUACUCUCGAAUAUCCAUCAUCGCCAGAGGCGGUUGACUGGGCUUUACACUUUCCGGCAGCUGCAGGCCCACCCGACUUCGCUGAUAUUGGUUGUGGUUUUGGUGGAUUGCUGAUUGCGCUAGCACCUCUCUUUCCAGAGACCAGAAUGCUCGGAAUGGAAAUACGCGUCCAAGUCUCUCAAUAUGUCGAAGACCGCAUCGCGGCGCUUAGAGUUACCCCAGACGCCCCUUCGCACUAUCAGAAUGUCUCGAUUGUCCGCGCUAAUGCGAUGAAGUUUCUUCCGAAUUUCUUUGGCAAACAUUCUCUUUCGGCCAUCUUUUUCCUUUUUCCCGACCCACACUUCAAACAGCGCAAACACAAGGCUCGGAUCAUUUCUCCAACACUCCUGGCUGAAUAUGCCUACGUUUUGAAACCAGGCGGCAUCAUUUACACCAUUACGGACGUGGAAGACUUGCACCAUUGGAUGAAGUCCCAUCUCGAGGCUUUUCCAUUGUUCAACGCUAUUUCCGAGGAACAAUUGCGUGAAGAUGGAAAGGGGCCUAUUCUUGACGCGGUAUAUAACAGCACGGAGGAGGGCAAGAAAGUAGAAAGAAACAGUGGCCAAAAAUGGCUUGCUUGCUUCAAACGUGUACAAAUCGAGCGGGAAGCAUGA